This is a messenger RNA of Loxodonta africana (African savanna elephant), 1018 nucleotides long. Its product is annotated as olfactory receptor 10G2-like. Gene Ontology annotation, biological process: G protein-coupled receptor signaling pathway. Gene Ontology annotation, molecular function: G protein-coupled receptor activity; olfactory receptor activity. The transcript has a single exon. The record is from RefSeq and is a predicted model, not a curated record. The coding region runs from base 62 to 1018 and encodes 318 amino acids. Lineage: Eukaryota; Metazoa; Chordata; Mammalia; Proboscidea; Elephantidae. Gene Ontology annotation, cellular component: membrane.
CUCACUGGGCUAUGUUUCUCUUGUCUGAUUUUAUCAUUCAUCUUAGCACACACAGGAAGGCAUGAGCAAGACCAACAACAUGUCCCUGGACACGCUGGUGACUGAUUUCAUUCUCCUGGGCUUGUCUCACCCCCCAAAUCUGAGGAUCUUCCUCUUCCUGGUCUUCUUCAUCAUUUACAUUCUGACUCAGCUGGGGAACCUGCUCAUUCUGCUCACCGUUUGGGCCAACCCAAAGCUCCAUGUGCGCCCCAUGUACAUCCUUCUGGGCAUGCUGUCAUUCCUGGACAUGUGGCUCUCAUCAGUCAUCGUCCCUCGCAUUACUCUAAACUUCACUCCUGCCAGCAAGGCUAUGCCAUUUCGUGGCUGUGUGGCUCAACUAUAUGCCUUUCAUUUCCUGGGUAGCACCCAGUGCUUCCUUUACACCUUAAUGGCCUAUGACAGGUACCUGGCAAUAUGCCAGCCCCUGCACUACCCUGUGCUCAUUAAUGGAAGGUUAUGCGCAAUCCUUGUGGCUGGAGCUUGGGUGGCUGGCUCCAUCCAUGGGUCGAUCCAGGCCACCCUGACCUUCCGCCUUCCCUACUGUGGGCCCAACCAGGUGGAUUACUUUUUCUGUGACAUCCCAGCAGUGUUGAGACUGGCUUGUGCUGACACUACUGUCAACAAGCUUGUAAUCUUUGUGGACAUUGGAGUAGUGGCCACCAGCUGCUUUAUGUUAAUUCUGCUCUCCUAUGCCAAAAUAGUCCAUGCUAUCCUGAAGAUACGCACUGCCAAUGGGCGGCGCAGGGCCUUCUCCACAUGUGGCUCCCACCUGACUGUGGUCACAGUCUACUAUGUCCCCUGUAUUUUCAUCCAUCUCAGGCCUGGCUCCAAGAGUUCACUGGAUGGAGCAGUGGCUGUGUUUUACACUGUUGUCACUCCCUUACUGAACCCCCUUAUUUAUACUCUCAGGAACCAGGAUAUGAAGUCUGCUUUGAAGAGGCUAGCAGCAGGUCAAGGGGUUGCAAAUGAAAGUAAGUAA